This is a messenger RNA of Impatiens glandulifera, 739 nucleotides long. RefSeq names its product 40S ribosomal protein S14-2. Gene Ontology annotation, molecular function: structural constituent of ribosome; small ribosomal subunit rRNA binding; mRNA 5'-UTR binding. The record is from RefSeq and is a predicted model, not a curated record. Gene Ontology annotation, cellular component: ribosome; cytosolic small ribosomal subunit. Gene Ontology annotation, biological process: translation; maturation of SSU-rRNA from tricistronic rRNA transcript (SSU-rRNA, 5.8S rRNA, LSU-rRNA); ribosomal small subunit assembly. The coding region runs from base 108 to 560 and encodes 150 amino acids. The transcript has 6 exons. Lineage: Eukaryota; Viridiplantae; Streptophyta; Magnoliopsida; Ericales; Balsaminaceae.
GUUUUGCAAUUCAGUCGUCUUUGUAAUUGGAAACCCUAAACCCUAAAUUUAACCUGCAUCUUCUCCGAGUAGCAGUCGCAGCAUCCUGCAUUCAUUGCUUCGCCGCCAUGUCGAAGAGGAAGAAUAGGGAACCAAAGGAAGAAACCGUAACCCUAGGACCUGCUAUUCGUGAAGGCGAGCUUGUUUUUGGUGUUGCUCACAUCUUUGCUUCUUUCAAUGACACAUUCAUUCACGUCACUGAUUUGUCUGGACGAGAAACACUUGUCCGUAUCACUGGUGGAAUGAAAGUGAAGGCUGAUAGGGAUGAAUCUUCACCUUAUGCAGCUAUGCUUGCAGCUCAAGAUGUUUCUGUUCGAUGCAAGGAGCUUGGCAUUACUGCUCUACAUAUUAAACUGCGAGCCACUGGAGGAAAUAAGACCAAAACUCCAGGUCCUGGUGCACAAUCGGCUCUCAGAGCGCUUGCCCGAUCUGGCAUGAAGAUUGGUCGCAUAGAGGACGUGACUCCAAUUCCCACCGACAGCACUCGAAGAAAGGGAGGAAGACGAGGAAGGAGGCUCUGAUCGAAUUUGAUUCGAUAUAUCUGCAAUGCUGUUUUUCUUUAGCUUGUUUGUUGUUUCUUAUUUAACUUUUUAAAGAGUUUGGAGAUUAUUGGAUAUUUGAUCUUGUUGGAAGACUGUUUAUGUUACAAACAUGAAAUACUGAUUAUUUCUAUUUUUACAUACUACAUAUGUUAAUUUCA